ACCAAUCAUGAUGAGCCGUCAGUGUCUCCGGUUGUCGGUAAUGACUGCUGCGAGCUUUUGUACAAGGGAAGCUUAAACAUACAACGAAGACUAAAAUUGUUCGUCACCAUAAGGAAGGUAGAUAAUCAAACCACAAAGACAAACGGGAUCUACGAUACAGAGUUACCUAUGUUUAAGUAAAGAAAGGACAGCGUUCAUUGAUGUCAACUAUUCCUUCAUCACUUCUCCCACCAUCCUCCAAUUCUUCCAACUUUCCGGACAAAUUAUCUCCUCCUUUCUCAGCAUGGCAGCUGUGUUUCUACUCUGGCGGUGUCACUGAACUUCAUCUUUGCCUACCACCAUGGAGAGAAAACGCAGAAAGAAAUUAUUCUAGCCGCUCAGAACAUUUUCAUUAUGGACUCACUUUUGGAGCUCUGGUCCUGAGAUGCUAUUUCAUUGCCCUGACACAGGUUUUAGCUGCUCAAAACUGAAAACUGCAGCAGAGUUUCAUAGAGAUACACAAAAGACAUGAUUUGCGCAGUUUCACAACGCAAAAUGCUCCUACUACCAGUGUGGAUAUCCAUGCUUAUGGGACUGCUUGCAGGCAUCCUGCCUGUGGUGGGGGUGGAGCCAUCGCCAGAGGGAAAAUCUGGCCCUGGUCAAAGCCCUAACUUGGAGUCUCCCAACUCUAACUGUUCCCAUUUCACUCUCAAACUAGAAUUCUCCUCCAAGGUGGUGGAGCAUGAGUACAUUGUGGCAUUCACGGGGUAUUUCUCAGCCAAAGCACGCAGCCUGUACAUAAGCAGCGCCCUACGGAACGCAAAGGACGGAGCAUUGGAGUGGCACAUUGUUCCCAGGGAGAACCCAGCUUCUGACUUCCCCAGCGACUUUGAUCUGGUCCACAUCCGACAAGCUUCACCAAGCAGUCUGCUGACCUUAGAAGACCACCCUUACAUCAAAAGGGUCACGCCACAACACAAAGUGUUCCGUUCGCUCAAGUACAUUCCUUCAUCAGAAACCGCUGCGCCCUGUAACACUAGCGACAGGAUGCAAAAAUGGCAGUCAUGGCAAUCGUCCCGGCCUUUUCGAAGGACAAGUCUGUCACUGGCCUCAGGUUUUUGGCAUUCAACUGGCCGCCACUCCAGUCGGCGCCUCCUGCGAGCCAUCCCCCGCCAUGUAGCCCAGAUCCUGCAAGCAGAUGUACUCUGGCAGAUGGGACACACUGGUUCUGGUGUGAAAGUGGCAGUGUUUGACACUGGUCUGAGUGAGAAACACCCACAUUUUAAGAAUGUGAAGGAAAGGACCAACUGGACCAAUGAGAAGACACUGGAUGAUGGCUUGGGUCAUGGCACAUUUGUAGCUGGAGUGAUAGCAAGUAUGAGAGAGUGUCAGGGCUUUGCUCCUGACUCAGAGCUGCACAUCUUCAGAGUGUUCACAAACAACCAGGUGUCAUACACAUCAUGGUUCCUGGAUGCUUUCAACUAUGCCAUCCUGAAAAAGAUUGAUGUUCUCAAUCUCAGCAUUGGAGGCCCCGAUUUCAUGGAUCACCCUUUUGUUGAUAAGGUAUGGGAGCUCACUGCCAAUAGAGUGAUAAUGGUCUCAGCAAUUGGCAACGAUGGACCACUGUAUGGAACGCUCAACAACCCGGCAGACCAGAUGGAUGUCAUUGGAGUGGGAGGCAUAGACUUUGAAGACAAUAUUGCAAGGUUUUCUUCCAGAGGCAUGACUACCUGGGAGCUGCCUGGGGGCUACGGCAGAGUGAAGCCCGAUAUUGUCACCUAUGGUUCUGGUGUUCGGGGGUCAGGGAUGAAGGAAGGAUGCCGAUCUCUGUCUGGCACCAGUGUUGCCUCUCCCGUGGUGGCUGGAGCCGUUACACUUUUGGCUAGCACUGUGCUGAAUCGAGAGUUAGUGAACCCAGCCUCCAUGAAACAGGCUCUGAUCGCCUCAGCCCGCAGGCUGCCAGGAGUCAACAUGUUCGAACAGGGUCAUGGAAAAUUGGACCUGAUCAGAGCUUACCAGAUCCUCAACAGCUACAGACCUCAGGCCAGUCUUUCUCCCAGCUACAUUGACCUGACUGAGUGUCCAUACAUGUGGCCUUAUUGCUCUCAGCCCAUCUACUAUGGAGGAAUGCCCACCAUUGUGAAUGUCACAAUUCUUAAUGGGAUGGGUGUCACUGGCAGGAUUCUAGACAAGCCUGUUUGGCAGCCCUACCUUCCUCAGAAUGGGGACCAUAUUGAUGUGGCCGUCUCAUAUUCGCCAGUGUUGUGGCCAUGGGCCGGCUACCUGGCUGUCUCCAUAUCUGUUGCCAAGAAAGCUGCAUCCUGGGAAGGGAUUGCCCAAGGCCAUGUUAUGGUGACAGUGGCAUCCCCUGCAGAGAAUGAUUCCGAGGCGGAAGGGGAACUGACCUCCACAGUGAAACUGCCCAUUAAGGUGAAGAUCAUCCCGACUCCUCCACGCAGUAAAAGGGUGUUGUGGGACCAGUACCACAACCUCCGGUACCCACCUGGCUACUUUCCACGAGAUAAUCUCCGCAUGAAAAAUGACCCGCUUGACUGGAAUGGUGACCACAUCCACACGAACUUUCGUGACAUGUACCAGCACCUGAGAAGCAUGGGGUACUUUGUUGAAGUGUUGGGCUCCCCCAUCACCUGCUUUGAUGCCAGCCAAUAUGGCACUUUGCUGAUGGUGGACAGCGAGGAGGAGUAUUUCCCUGAAGAGAUCACCAAGCUCAGGAGGGACAUUGACAAUGGGCUUUCCCUUAUCAUUUUCAGCGACUGGUACAACACAUCCGUCAUGAGGAAGGUCAAAUUCUAUGACGAAAACACCAGGCAAUGGUGGAUGCCAGACACAGGGGGUGCGAAUGUGCCGGCGCUGAAUAACCUGAUUUCAGUGUGGGGGAUGGCUUUUAGUGAUGGGCUGUAUGAGGGCGACUUCACUCUGGCAGAUCAUGACAUGUACUAUGCCUCAGGCUGCAGCAUAGCUCGUUUCCCAGAAGAUGGAAUAGUAAUUGCCAAGAACCUAAAGGACCAAGGUCUAGAGGUGUUAAAGCAGGAGACUGCAAUGGUGGAAAACGUUCCCAUCCUCGGACUGUACCAAACACCAUCUGAUGGAGGGGGGCGUAUUGCUCUGUACGGUGAUUCAAACUGUAUAGAUGACAGCCACAGACAAAAAGACUGUUUCUGGCUAUUAGACGCUUUACUUCAGUACACAUCCUACAGUAUGACACCUCCCAGCCUAAGCCACUCCCACAGUAGGACGGCACCUCCCACAGGGACUGACCGCCCGAUGCCACAGAGAUUAGAGGGAAAUCAUCUUUAUCGCUAUUCAAAAGUUCUAGAGGCUCAUCUUGGAGACCCAAAGCCCCGCCCCCUACCAGCCUGUCCACAUCUCUCCUGGGCUAAACCACAGCCCGUCAAUGAGACAGCGCCCAGUAACCUAUGGAAGCACCAGAAGCUUCUUUCUGUGGAUCUAGACAAAGUGGUGCUGCCAAAUGUGAGGCCAUACCGUCCACAGGUUCGACCUCUAUCCCCUGGGGAGAGUGGGGCUUGGGACAUCCCUGGAGGAAUAAUGCCUGGUCGUUACAAUCAAGAAGUGGGCCAGACCAUCCCAGUGUUUGCUUUCUUGGGAGCGAUGGUCGUCCUGUCCUUUUUCGUGGUCCAGCUCACAAAGGCCAAGAGCAAACCCAAGCGCAGGAAACCCCGCAUCAAACGCCCCACAUACUUGCAGCAGACAACAAGUGGGAAAAACCCCACGGUUUGACCACAUUGGACAUGUGGUUGAACAACUGGGUGCGCCUCCGUAAUAAGCACAUUUCUAAAGGAACAAUAACCUUGGAUGCGUGGAGCGUAACAGGAGUCCAGUUGUGUCUUGAGGAAGCCUCGACUAUAAUUUGCAUAUCACAAGUGUCUUGAAUGUGACAACCAGUUUUUGUGCCAGUUGUCCUUCCAAGCUGUCUGUGUACAUUUGUGUUGUCAUGAACUGCCUUGCAACACACAUACAACUGGGUUCACUUCUGGACAGCCGUUUUAACCUUUUCCUCUCUGCUCAAGAUUAUUUGACCAAAUUUGUUUGACUUUUUAUAUUUAUUAAGUUUGUUUAUAUCUGAACGCAGUCGUACACAUGUACACAAACUGUCCCCCCCCAAAAUACGCAUACACAAAAGAAACACUACAUGGAUACAUAAUUGCCAUAUUGCAACCAUUCAAAAGUUGUGCUUUACUCCUGUUUUUUUUUCCUAGUUUAAAAUUUUGUACAAUCAUCUCUCUUUGGAUAUUCGAUUGAUCUCCUCAAAAAGCAACAGGAAGAGACUUGUUCAAAUAUCCUUUAUCAAUAAAUGAAAAUGAAGCAUCUUGAAA
Hippocampus zosterae (dwarf seahorse) is the source of this 4334-nucleotide messenger RNA. It is a transcript of the gene mbtps1, whose product is annotated as membrane-bound transcription factor peptidase, site 1. The record is from RefSeq and is a predicted model, not a curated record. Gene Ontology annotation, biological process: proteolysis. Bases 508 to 3738 code for a protein of 1076 amino acids. Gene Ontology annotation, molecular function: serine-type endopeptidase activity. The transcript is spliced from 23 exons. NCBI's taxonomy places the organism in Eukaryota, Metazoa, Chordata, Actinopteri, Syngnathiformes, Syngnathidae. Gene Ontology annotation, cellular component: Golgi apparatus.